CCCCCCUCUGCCCGACUCCCAACCUCAAUGUCCGUCACUUAUUAAACCCAAGCCCGAGAUCUAUCAUCAGUUUAGAAGCCUCAAUUUGCGAUAGAUCGGAUGCUCAUCUGCUUGGAGCCUACUAGAUUCUCCUCUGACUUCCUGUCUCCUUGACGUUUCCCUUCUUCCGAGGUCGCGUCUCUCUUCCACCACUGUCGCACGACACCACAUUUCCCGUGUGAAAUCAAUUUACCCACCUCAACAUGGGCCAACAACAGUCGUCAGAAAAGAGCUCGGGCUCAAGAUCAGGCACUCCUCAAGCAGAAAGAGAUCGCAAAAUAAAUCGAAGAGUCUCAAUUCAGGCGCUUUCUCAAGGCCGCGCCACGCCCGUCGACCCGUCUGCCACCAAAGAUACUGCGGUUGCGCAGACCACUACACAACACUUCGACAAGCCAGCCUUACAACAAUAUCUACAAAAUGCUUCACCCGAAAAUCAUGCCAGAGGCAGCAAGGUAGAGAGGUCGGCCUCAAGAGCCUCUCGCGACAAGAAGCAUGAGCUGGAACAUCGGCCACGACAUCAAGCGCCCACGGCGGCACCCCAAUCAUCGGGUCCUAUGGAUGUCCCCAUGUCUAAGAGCAAACCAGACUCGGCCGACGAACACACUACAACGUAUCAGGACCGCCGAUAUACUCCUGUCGCUCAACUUCGUCCUCCACGUCUUCCUCUUCCUAUUGCCGAUGUCCCAAUUCCGGAGUCUCCAACCUUGCUACCUGUCGACAAAGGCAAUUCAGAUGUCCCCAUCUUCGAAACAGACGAGCCGCUAUCGGCGGUUGAGCCUCAUCCCAGAAGAAAAAGCUCGAUGAUGAGCACUAAUACCGAGUCAGAAGAAGAGGUUGGUGAAGAACUGCAACCCUACGCUGUUGACCAGACCGCCGCUCACACAUUGCCUACCGUCAUCGAGUGGAAUCAUGGUGGACAUAAAGUCUACGUCACGGGUACAUUUGCCAAUUGGGAAAGAAAAUACCGGCUUCAUCCAAGAAAGAAUGCUCCCGGCAUGUUCACGAUAAUAAACCUGCCCUCCGGCACUCACCACCUCAAGUUCGUGGUCGAUGGUGAGAUGGUUACUAGCCCUGACUUGCCGACGGCCGUCGACUUCAACAAUUUCCUCGUCAACUACAUCGAAAUCGCGACCGAGGACCUUGCAAAGCCGAGACGAGAAAGUGCCCAACCAGGCACCAGAGCGACGGCUCUUACUCCCGAAGAGCAAGAACAAGGCCACUCAGGGGUACAAACACCAGUCGAUUCCGAGAUGGAAGAACCGCAAGCCGAAGAGAUUCCCCCUGGCGACUACCGCCAGCUGAUUCCCCAAUGCUUGGUCGAUGUCGAUAUGCCCGAAGACACCGACGAAUAUAAUAAUGCAGUCAAGCUCAUUCAAGAAGCUCCUCAGCCACCAGCUUUGCCGCUUUUCCUCAACAGGUCGAUUCUCAACGGGAUUCUGCCAGUCAAAGAUGAUAACAGCGUCUUGACAUUGCCGAACCACACCGUGCUGAAUCAUCUCAUGACCAGUAGUGUGAAGAAUGGAGUUUUGGCAACCAGUGUGACCACCCGGUAUAAGAAAAAGUAUGUGACCACGAUAUCUUUCAAGCCAGUGCCUCGGUUUCAACAACCUGCUCAAUAAAGCCGGCAGUCCGAACUCGACAGACUAUUCUGCUUAGCAAAGCCGGUGACCUUUUUCUUUCGAAGCGGGGUGUUAGGUAUCUUUCGGGCUUAACGAUAUUAUUACUGAACGGGUUGGCGGCCCAGCCAGUGCGGGACCGGCGAUGGAAGGAUCCGUUCACCGGGAUGCUGGCUAGAGCAGCAUAGUAUACCCCUUCAUGGUCCAACCCAAAUCAAAUCAAUCAUCUCUCCACGCAACAUGCACAUCAUCCGUCCGAAAUCGUUGCGUGCAUGUACUCUCUUCAAGCGGUGUUUGAAAACCAGUCUCAUACGCCAGCAGUCCUGCAUGCGCGAUCAUAAUGCCGUUGUCAAUACAGAACCGCU
Exophiala xenobiotica is the source of this 2020-nucleotide messenger RNA. RefSeq lists its product as uncharacterized. Bases 243 to 1658 code for a protein of 471 amino acids. The transcript has 3 exons. Gene Ontology annotation, cellular component: nucleus; cytoplasm; nucleotide-activated protein kinase complex. Gene Ontology annotation, molecular function: protein kinase binding. The record is from RefSeq and is a predicted model, not a curated record. NCBI's taxonomy places the organism in Eukaryota, Fungi, Ascomycota, Eurotiomycetes, Chaetothyriales, Herpotrichiellaceae. Gene Ontology annotation, biological process: signal transduction.